AUGGACCCAGGCUUGGAGCAAGCAAUACUGAACAAGUACAACCUCUCGACACUAUGGCCAACACGAUGGCCCGACGAGAAGAACGACGAUUCCGACUCAGACGCGGAAGCUCCCCCCGCCGCAGCAGCGCAACCGGUCCCGGGCGCGGAGAUAUCCAAGGAUGGCAAGGAGAAUCUGGUGCAGAAAGAUGAGCAGGACCCGCUGGGCAUGUACCCGAGUGUCGUCCAGGUGCUGCGGUCAAGGAGCGUGCAGGUAGAGGAUGAUAUCAAGCUGCGCAAUCGCUUCCUGCUCAGCUCCACGACCUUCUCCCCGCAGCUCUUCCUCUCACAGGUCCACAGCGAUGCCUCGACCGACAUGCUGCUGGCCGGCCUCGAGUACCUCUCCAACUCGAUCGAAAAGAAGUCUGCAUCGCUCAAGGUGCUUGUAGAAUCCAACUUUGAGCGCUUCGUCGGUGCGAAAGCUACAAUUGAUCGCGUGUACACCGAAAUGCGUGAGCAGGGCAAGGAGGCCGAGUCACCCUCACGUUCGCAGCAUUCACGGGUUGGCAGUCGCUCGAGCUUCUCUGGGAGGAAGGUGAGCGACACGCUUACGCCCGGCAUCAAGACGCCGGCCGAGAAGAGGAAGAAUGCGUUGAUUAAGGAGAGCGAAUAUGGUGUCCAUGGCAUCAAGGUCCCGCUCACCGAGGUUGCGGCCAAGGCAGAGGAGGUCUGGGGCCCCGCGCUGAAUGGCCGCGAGAAGGAGGAGACUCUCAAGGCUAUACAAGAGGCCGUGGACCAGCAUCGCGGUCUGUUUGAAGUGGCGUCCGCGUUGCAGGAGGCAAUACGCCGCAAGGACCACGAGUCAAUUGUGGAAGAGUACAAGCGUGCGCGCAAGUAUGCCGAAGAUGCAAGAGCCAUAGCAGAGCAGGCAGCUGCCUCGAGAUCUCCACUGCCAGACGCGAAACUCCAUCAGGUCAUCGUGACGGCGAGGAUGUGGGCUGAAGUUGAACGUCUUAUCGAAGACUUCAAGAGAGACUCGUGGAAGCGACUGGCCAACACACACUUCACCAAACUUCAGACUGGGACGGACGAGACCAGGUCUGAUCAGUACAUGAGCAUCAUCUCUAUCAUGCUCGAACUUGGCGUGGAGGACAACCCCAUCUGGAUCUGGCUCCUGUCGCGCUACGACCAUCUCAAGUCACGAUUAAAUUCGAGCUGCGAGCGCUCUAGAGUCGAGCUUGAGGUGCUUCGUCGACAUUUGGCAAACGGCGAGAAGCCAAGCCUGCGUCAGCAGCAGAAGCACCUGCGCGCGGUUCCCAUGAGCAGCACCAUGAGCGUGGAGCCGUCGAAGCUCGACUCACCCAAGGUCGUUGAGUUCUGGGAACAUUGCUAUGCUUCCAUGAACACGAUUCUGUCCAACCGAGGUGGCCUCGUAGGUGAAUUGAUCGAGUACUGGGAGAUCACCCAAUCCUUCAUAUCUGGUCGCGCGCAGAGAAACCUACCGACAGGCUACCAGAACCAGUCGUCAGUCCAUCACAAACUCACUGAUGAGAACAAGAUCGAGCUCGAGAAGGGAACUACCGAACUGAUCGGUAUUGUUCGCGAACACCUGAUCUCAUUCUUCUCUGACCCGCCACUUGAGGAUGUGUCCUUGCUCUUCUCGCCCUUGCCAACCUCACCCACACCCACAACGCCAAGAACACCACUCAGUGCGGCUUUGAGCCCUACAUCGGGUUCGAGAUUCCGCUUCGAUCCAAAUAAUAUGCCGCCCCCGUCACCUAACCGUGGCGAAAGCUGGGAGAAGUAUGCUUUCUGGCCACCACAUGCGAAUGCACUCUCAGGUUCACACUAUCUGUCAAAAACGCUUGUACUAGUCGGAACAGCGGCAAACGAACUGGCGUCGCUUCGGCUCACUGAGACCGGAGCAGCUCCUCGUCUCCAUGAAGAACUACGAUCAUUGCUGGGUAGCGUACGCGAGCGUUGUGCGCAAGCUGUAUGCGCUGCUUGGAACACCGAUGCUGAAAAGCUCAAGGUGCUUGAAGAUUGGACUCGCAAUCCUGACCGCAAAGAUACUACCAAUUUGCCGCAACGUUUCAUGGCGGUGCAAACAUUCCUACUGAACAAUCUGCAAAAGACACUGUAUGUCGAACCUUCGACCAAGACAUCUGUGGACGUCGUCGUGCCGCCGAGCAGCAAACUCUUACAAAUGGUCCGAAGCCAGUUCGUUACUAGUCUGUACCGCACGUUGAGCGGCAUGGUCGAGUGUGCAGAGAAAGGAAGGAAAGCCAUCGGCGAGGACUUUGAAGUACGAGGCGACGACAUCACCGUGGACCCACGCGAGAUGGAGGAAGACGGCUGGGGAAAAGUCGAUUCGAACAACAAGUCCAUCCGCCUCCUCCUCACCCUCUCCAACAUGUCCGCCUUCCAAUCCUCAAUCUCCCCCUCCCUUCUCUCCCUCUUUGAAACCCUCUUCAGCGUGCAACUCACCGACGAAUCCAACCGCAUACGGGACGUCCUAUCUCAACUCGACGCCCAACUCUUCCUCUCCUACACAAAACCCCACGCCACGAAAAUCGCACAAACAAUCGAAUCCGGCGUGUUCAGCCCUACAUGGGCACCUCCUCCCCCGCCCGGCAAAGGCGUCGCAGACCGCGACCCCAGCCCCUUCGUCUUCUCCGUGCUUCUCGACCUCGUCAUCGUGCACACCGAGUCGUCAACAACAUCCUAUCCCCUCACCCCGCGCAUUCUCCGGUCCUUGUUCGAAUCAACAACGCAGUCUCUCAUCGCAACAUUCCGCUCCCCCAAUCUCGCCGCCAUAUCCCUGCCGCAGCUCAUGCAAGCCACGCUGGAUGUGGAGUUCAUGGCCGCAGACCGCUCGCGAGCUACACGACUGAGGUGGCGUCCCAGGUGCAGACGGAUAUCUACCAGGUGCUCGAUGCGAAGACGGAUAAUGCGGCGCGUGUGA
This is a messenger RNA of Parastagonospora nodorum SN15, 2943 nucleotides long. RefSeq lists its product as hypothetical. The transcript has 4 exons. Gene Ontology annotation, biological process: Golgi to plasma membrane transport; exocytosis. The coding region runs from base 1 to 2943 and encodes 980 amino acids. Lineage: Eukaryota; Fungi; Ascomycota; Dothideomycetes; Pleosporales; Phaeosphaeriaceae. The record is from RefSeq and is a predicted model, not a curated record. Gene Ontology annotation, cellular component: exocyst.